UAAUAAUAUACUUUGAAUUUUGUUUAUUAAUAAUUAUAGUAAUAUAAUUUUUCUAUAUAAGGAAGUCCCAUGCUGUUCUAACACCUCCUAUCUUCUUUCACUGAUCUUAUAUACUAUACACUAAGUAUUUGUUCUUCCUUUUCUAGUUUCCAUUGAGGAAAGGACAGAUAAAACAUGCCGACGGCAGGAGGAAUUGGGCCAGGAAACGGCAAGGAAUACCCGGGAAACCUCACUCCUUUCGUCACUAUAACAUGUAUUGUCGCCGCCAUGGGUGGUUUGAUUUUCGGCUACGAUAUUGGGAUUUCAGGCGGAGUGACGACCAUGACUCCUUUUCUUCAAAAGUUCUUCCGAGAAGUUUGGGAGAAGAAGGAAGCUAACAAGUCGACGAAUCAGUACUGCCAAUACGACAGUCAAACACUGACGAUGUUCACUUCGUCACUGUAUUUGGCUGCUCUUUUGGCAUCACUGGUGGCUUCAACUGUCACCCGUAAGCUUGGGAGGAGAUUAUCCAUGCUUUUUGGCGGUUUACUCUUCUUUGCCGGAGCUCUUAUCAAUGGCUUUGCUAAAGCUGUUUGGAUGUUGAUUGUUGGUAGAUUGUUACUUGGUUUCGGUAUCGGUUUCGCAAAUCAAUCUGUGCCACUCUACCUUUCGGAGAUGGCACCCUACAAGUACAGAGGAGCAUUGAACAUUGGUUUCCAAUUAUCAAUCACAGUCGGCAUCCUUAUUGCCAACGUGCUGAAUUACUUCUUUGCUAAGAUCAAAGGUGGGUGGGGUUGGCGACUGAGUUUGGGUGGUGCAAUGGUCCCUGCCCUUAUCAUCACAGUCGGAUCCCUAGUCCUACCAGAUACGCCGAACUCGAUGAUAGAACGUGGCCGGACCGAGGAAGCCCGAGCGAAGCUCAAGAAGAUCCGUGGGGUGGAUGAUGUUGAUGAGGAAUUUAGAGACCUUGUUUCGGCCAGUGAUGCAUCACAGCUAGUUGAGCACCCUUGGAGAAACUUGUGGCAGAGGAAAUACAGGCCUCAUUUAACUAUGGCCAUCUUAAUUCCUUUCUUUCAACAACUAACCGGCAUUAAUGUGAUUAUGUUUUAUGCCCCCGUAUUGUUCAACACCAUCGGUUUCGGAGACGAUGCUUCCCUCAUGUCUGCUGUAAUUACUGGUGUCGUUAAUGUUGCUGCAACAUUGGUCUCAAUCUAUGGUGUUGAUAAAUGGGGUCGGCGAUUCCUUUUCCUAGAGGGUGGAGUCCAAAUGUUGAUCUGCCAGGCUGUUGUGGCGGCUUCUAUUGGUGCUAAGUUUGGAACCAAUGGAAACCCUGGUGAUUUGCCUAAAUGGUACGCCAUUGUUGUGGUGCUUUUCAUUUGCGUUUACGUGGCCGGAUUCGCCUGGUCUUGGGGACCCUUGGGAUGGUUGGUUCCUAGUGAAAUUUUCCCAUUGGAAAUCCGAUCAGCUGCACAAAGUAUCAACGUUUCCGUCAACAUGAUGUUCACAUUUUUAGUGGCCCAAGUGUUCUUAACCAUGCUCUGCCACUUGAAAUUCGGACUCUUCAUGUUCUUCGCCUUCUUCGUUGUAAUAAUGUCCAUCUUUGUCUACUAUUUCUUGCCUGAAACAAAGGGUAUUCCGAUUGAAGAGAUGAACCAAGUAUGGAAGUCGCACUGGUACUGGUCCCGGUUCAUGGAAGACCUUGAUUACCCCAUUAAUGGAAAUUUGGAGAUGAGCAAGGGAGGCCAGGGUCCAAAGCUUGUUUAACUUCAGCAUUUGAUAGUACUAUAUAUAACAUUUGUUUCAAUGUUGUUGGAUUAAGGGUACAAGUGCUCUGCUCUUUGUUUAGACCUGGAAAUUUCUAUGUACUAAAAACAUGAAGGAAUUUCUCACCAUUGAUUUGCUCGGAUCACAAA
Messenger RNA from Gossypium raimondii (Peruvian cotton), 1892 nucleotides. RefSeq names its product sugar carrier protein C. NCBI's taxonomy places the organism in Eukaryota, Viridiplantae, Streptophyta, Magnoliopsida, Malvales, Malvaceae. The transcript is spliced from 4 exons. Gene Ontology annotation, molecular function: monosaccharide transmembrane transporter activity. Bases 175 to 1743 code for a protein of 522 amino acids. Gene Ontology annotation, cellular component: membrane. Gene Ontology annotation, biological process: monosaccharide transmembrane transport. The record is from RefSeq and is a predicted model, not a curated record.